UGCCUAGAGCUAUUUCUCUUCCUGUUCUCUUGCUCUUCAGCCAGAUGUCACCACUGCCCCUCAUGUCCAAGCGCCCUCUCUUGGAAGCUUGAAUCAGGUGAUUCCCAGCCAGAAAGACUUCAGUGUCAGCUGCAUCCCCAACUUGGGAACGUCUGAUAUGGCACAGUUAGGAUUCCCGGUCCUCCCUGUUCUCCUGGGUUUGACUUGGCCUCAGUUGGGAGCUGCCCAAGUUACAAACGACUGUGGCCACUGCUACCAGAUCAGUCCAGGUACCAUUGCAGGAGUGGUGCUGGGAGAUUUGCUCCUGACUUUGCUCAUUGCUCUGGGAGUCUACUACAUGGUCAGCUGCAUCUAUAAACGGCAAGCAACCAGCAGUGACAAGUCUCAGCAUGAAUCUACCUAUGAGGAACUCCGAGGGCAGCAAAUGGAUAUAUACAGCGACUUGAAAAAUCCAGGUUCCCGAAUUUCUUACAGAUAAUCUGCCUCCAUUGCCUUGGCCUUCUAAGCAUUAAACAAGAAAUGCUGGAAUUAAAGUCAUCUUCAGUGGGUCAGCUCAACUACUGUAUGCAAGCUUUCCACUGAGAGCUUCUACCUGAUUGCUUUCCCUAUAUAACAUCUUGCACUUCAAUCAUCACUUAGUCUAUUUCUGUCCACCACUACCCAUACCUGUUUUUACGGUUUUAAUACGUUCCAUGUCACCUAGAGCCACUUGGGCAGUGGAAGUAGCUUAUUAAUUGAACAAAUAAGUAAAUGAAAAUAGACACAUUCAGGACAGCAUUACUUGAAUCACCAUCAGUUCCACCCAUUGGUGGUAAUGCCAUUGAACAGUUCUUCAGGAAACGUGAAUUCACUCCAAAUAGAGACAUUAUUUCAAAAUAUACAGCUUCUGGUAUAGCAAUCCAGGUCAUGUCCCACUGGACUCAUGGACCUAACUGAAUCUGAGUUGCCCCAUAGCCACACAUCAAAGAAGGAUGUUCUACCA
Molecule: messenger RNA, 982 nt
Organism: Candoia aspera
Lineage: Eukaryota; Metazoa; Chordata; Lepidosauria; Squamata; Candoiidae
Gene: TYROBP
Product: transmembrane immune signaling adaptor TYROBP
Exons: 5
Coding region: 158-478 (106 amino acids)
Biological process (GO): positive regulation of macrophage fusion; positive regulation of microglial cell mediated cytotoxicity; negative regulation of B cell proliferation
Cellular component (GO): cell surface
Molecular function (GO): signaling receptor binding
Source: RefSeq, a predicted model, not a curated record